Molecule: messenger RNA, 809 nt
Organism: Durusdinium trenchii
Lineage: Eukaryota; Dinophyceae; Suessiales; Symbiodiniaceae
Source: the annotation of a GenBank genome assembly
AUGCUGUGCGCCGUUGGAUUUCACCUAUGCAGAACCUGCGCGACUAAAAAGAAACCAUGGCUGCUCCGGCAUGGGGAUCAUCAGGUUGGUUUUCCUCCACACUGCGAGGGUUGUGCUGCUAGAGUGGUUGUGUCAUGUUGUGUCUUUAUGAACUUGAUCUAUGGCAGCUUUUGCUCAAGAUCUACCUUUCAUUGCAGGCCCUUUCUGGCAGCCAUGAGAAUAUGGCUGCUCUGUGUGUAUUUCACCAGCUUUGCUUGGGCUGCCAACCUGCAGAAGUGCAGUGGCACGGGCCCUCUUCGGAGCUCCGUGCCUGUGUGCUACUUUGGCGAGACGUCCGGGGAGGCGGUGCUGGUCAAAAUCCUCAGCUUCGACUCACUGGAGCACGCUGGGCAGAUGGAGCUUCGGGCCGCUGGGGCGUCGAAGGUGGCUUGUGAGAGCACCUUCACUCAGGAGGGCCAAGCCAUCCAGGUCCGCCAGCUGUGCCUACCCAGCUCCGUGAGCGCGGUCAAUGUGAGCUAUUGUUCCGACCAGGAUGCCCUGCGCUUGGAUGCCUCGGUGGAGGGGGACCUGGUGGAGAUGAGCCUUCGGCUUUUGCCCAACUGCCAGCUUCGGUGAUAGCUGACACCGAUGCCUUUCCGACCUUUGUGGCGCGUGAGGGCUGUGGCUCUAGCCUGACGCUGCGGCAGCUGCAAAGUGGGAUUUUCGGGAUGGCCUUCCUUCUACAGCGCUUCCGUGUGGCGCGGCUCCCGGAGCUCACGCAGCGGAUCCGCGAGGUCAUCCAACCUCCUGAGAAUUGCAGAUGGAUGGAC